Clonostachys byssicola is the source of this 3726-nucleotide messenger RNA. The record is from the annotation of a GenBank genome assembly. NCBI's taxonomy places the organism in Eukaryota, Fungi, Ascomycota, Sordariomycetes, Hypocreales, Bionectriaceae.
AUGACUAUCAACGAAGGCCAAAGCACUAUGUCUCUUAAUGAUGGUAAGGGAGGCGCUCCAUCAAUGGAUUGGGGGCAUCAGUACCAGAAUUUGCAGGAAGGAGGUCUGGCAGAUGCCGACAAAGACCCUUAUAUUGGGGACGUUACUCACAAGGAACCCAUCUUGUCGCCUGACUCCGAUGUCAAAGCAUUGGUGAUUGGCGCCGGAAUUCACGGUGUCUCAACGGCUUAUCAUUUGAUCCACGAUACUGGAAUCAAGACAGAGGAUCUGGUUAUCAUCGACAGGGCUGGUGGCUGGGGAGGCACUUGGUACUGGAACCGUUAUCCAGGCGUCAUGUGCGAUGUGGAAGGCUAUUCAUAUCUUCCCUUGUUGGAGGAGUCUGGCUUCAUCCCAAGUCAGAGAUAUCCUACCGGUUUCGAAAUUCGUUCUCACAUUGCGAAAACCGCCAACAAGUUCGGCUUCAAAGCGGACUUUGGGGUCACCGUCAAGGGUUUGAGCUGGGACGAGUCAAAGAGUCGAUGGAAUGUCAAGUUGUCCCGAACUUUGGCUGACGGCGGACAGUCCGAAUCUUUUGAUAUUACGGCUCAAUGGGUCACUCUCUCGACUGGGUUCUUACCUAACCCCCAAAUUCCGAAGCUGCCAGGCUUUGCUAGCUUCCGCGAUUCGCCCAGCAGGUCCGUCAUGCACACUGCUCGUUGGGACUGGAAUAUCUCUGGCGGCUCGCAGGAGCAGCCUGAUAUGGUCAACUUUCGAGGAAAACGAGUUGGCAUUGUUGGCACGGGGCCUACAGCCGUCCAAGUCGUCCCACACGUUGCCAAGUGGGCCGACAAGUUGUUUGUCUUCCAGAGGAAUCCCGAAUAUGUUGGUAAACAUUACCAGCAAGAGACAACAAGGGAAAUGUGGGAGCAGGUCGCUUACAAAAGGGGAUGGCAUGUAGAGCGCAUGCUCAACAUGGACUACUGGUAUGCCGAACUGCCCGGCCGAGUUGAUCGUGUCCAGGAUGGAUGGACUGAGAUUCCCGGGCUGAGGGGCUUGACUGGCACCCCACUUGACACAGUCAGACCCGGCGAAGAAGAAUCGACCAUUCAGAAGCUCUUGGCCCAAGAUUAUGAGUGGACCGCAAAGAUGCGGCACAGGGUCUGCAGAGAAGUCGACGACCCUGUCGUUGCGGAGUCACUACAGCCAAGGGGGCCCAGCUUCUGCAAGCGGCCGGCUUUCCAUAACACCUACCUUUCCAGCUUCAAUAAGCCCAACGUUACCUUGGUAGACACCAGGGGUGCGGGUAUAGUCGCAUGUACUGACAAAGGAGUCAUCGCUAACGAUCAGGAGCAUGAGCUUGAUGUGCUCAUUCUUGCAACUGGGUAUACCAGCUCGGUCUUUGAUAGCAGCCCCACCAGCGGUAUCAAAGCUCCCAUCAUUGGCAGGAAAGGACGAUCGCUCAAGGAGAAGUGGAACGGAGAUGAGUUCGGCGUUAUGUUCGGACUUGCCACCAGUGAAUUUCCAAACCUUUUCUUUUUCACACCGGCCGGUUCCGGCUUGUCGGUCAACCUGACAGCCAGUCUAGACACUAACGCCCGGUACAUUGCUACUAUCAUGCGACGAGCCCUUGAAAAUGCGUCGGAUCCCGCAUCUGUUGUUCUGGAAGUCUCGAAGGAAGCAGAAGCCGAGUACACCAGGCAGAACACCGAGAAAGGGAGAUGGUUUAGUGGCGUUGCCAGCUGCCUGCCUGGUUCAAUGGUGAAGCCAGAUGGCUCUGGAUUCAGAGUUCGGACUCUUGAGGAAGACGGCCUCAAGCGAAAUCCUUGGGGAGGAGGUCUUUUCGAAAUGGCCAUACCAGAGGAAUUGAUCGAAAAAUAUGCUGCCGAGCGGACGAAGCGACUCCGUCCCGACCAGGUCGCUCAAUAUGUUGACUUUCGAGACCCUGUGCUUUCUGGCAUGGAUACCGACCCCUACGUUGACCACGACGCUCUUGCUUCCAAAGACUGCCCGCUUAGGGAUGGAUCUGAGGUCAAGGUUCUCAUCGCUGGAGGUGGGAUGCUGAGCUUGAUGGUCGGUCACCGCCUGGUGACUGAAGCUGGCAUCAGCAGCACCGACCUCGUCAUUGUUGACAAGGCGGGAGGCUUCGGGGGCACGUGGUACUGGAACCGGUACCCCGGUGUCGCGUGCGAUAUUGAGGGAUACUGUUAUGUGCCUCUGCUCGAGGAAACUGGCUACAGGCCCAGGCAUAGAUAUUGUCACGGCCAUGAGAUUCGAGAACAUCUUGAACGGAUUGCUCAUACAUGGAAUAUCCAAGGCCAGUUUGCAACUACAGUGACUGGUCAAAGCUGGGAUGAAGAUGAAAAGCGCUGGGUCGUCACCUUGAGCCGCAAUCUAGGUCCCGGUCGUGAGCCAGAGCACCUUACUGUUCGGUCACAGUUCUUGAUCCUGGCCGGCGGCAUACAGACGGCCCCUCACGCCCCAAAGUUGAAUGGAGUCCAAGUCUUUGGCAGUUCUCCAGACAAGAUACUCAUGCAUACUGGACGCUGGGACUGGUCGAAGAGCGGUGGAUCACAGGAGAACCCAGACAUGGUCAAAUUCCAGGGCAAGAGAGUCGGCAUCAUUGGAACGGGUGCCACAGCGGCCCAAGUCGCCCCUCAUUUGGCAAAGUGGGCAAAGCAUCUCUACGUCUUUCAGCGCACGCCGUCGUACGUGGGACCGCAGGUACAAAAGGAAGUUACAGAUGCAGAUUGGGCCCAGGUGGCUAAUGAGCCCGGUUGGCAAUAUGAACGGAUCAAGAACCUGGACGCCAUGUUUACGGGAAAGCCGGAUGUCGUGAACAAAAUACACGAUGGCUGGUCCAAGGUACAUGGAAUGAGAGCCAUGGCGGGCUAUUCAGGCAAAAUCAUCACUCGAGAAAUGGAGGAACAACACGUCAAGGACAUGAUGGAUAUAGACCAUCCAUGGGCGGAAGAAAUGCGCUCACACGUCGACGCCGUGAUCAAGGACCCGUCGACAGCCGAAAAGCUCAAAGCAUGGUACCCUGGCUUUUGCAAGCGCCCAACCUUUCACGGAGUCUAUCUCAGCAUCUUCAAUGAACCCAAUGUGACGCUGGUUGACACAGACGGCCAAGGUGUCGAGGCUUACACCCCAAAUGGCGUCAUGGCUAAUGGCAGUGAAUACGAGCUCGACGUUCUUAUAUUGGCAACGGGUUACACCGUUGGAUUGGUCGACUCCUGCCCUUCAUCCGCACUCGCUGCACCUCUCACUGGACGAGACGGCCGGUCGUUGAAGAGUAAGUGGGAUGGAGAAGAUUAUGGCACCUUCUAUGGUGCCAUAACUAACGGAUUUCCAAACCUCUUCUUUGCCUCGGGGAAUGGUGGCUCAGUGUCCCAGAAUGCGCACAGCUUUUAUAGUCUCAUUUCUCGACUGAUCGCACACAUAGUCAAUAGGACUCUCGAACGUGCACAGAACCCGGAAAGAGCAAGCGUCGAAGUCGAAAAGGGCACCGAGGAUGCCUGGUCGGCCAAAAUUGCGGAGCGGGCGCGAUGGUUUGCUGCUUUCCCUGCCUGCACCCCGGGAUAUUUGACUGGCGAGGGUCUUCUCCAGAGUCAGACAAACCUCACAGAAGAAGAAGAGCAUGCAAUGGCCAUUAGGUCCUAUUGGGGUGAAGGUAUCCUCAGCUUCCAGGAGAUUGUUGAAGGGUGGAUGGAGGGGGCCAAACUCCAAGGACUGAGAGUUGACUCCUGA